AUGCCGGACUGGAAAAGCCCUUCGGAGCUUACCCGGGACUCUCUAUUCUUGGCUAAGCUUCUCCACGGGUGUUUUGGCUGGGCAAUCUGGGAGUAUAUUUCCCAUCUUCGCUACGAGUGGGAUGUCUAUCGAGGCAAAACCCAGUACCGAUGGACGAUAUGGGUAUAUACAAGCUGCAGGGUAGCCAUGCUCAGCACUUUCGUAUUCGAUAGCAUUGCCAUCAAUGGCGGAACACAGCGAUACUGCACGGCACUCUUCAUGCUUGGCACGGCUUCUGGCUAUAUGGCCAUAAGCCUGGCCUCUCUUCUCAUCGUGUUGCGUAUCACCGCUGUCUGGGGAAAGCGGACCACUGUUGUGAUAUGUUCCUACAUUUUGUGGCUCUCGAGCUUGGCGCUGAAUGUACACAAUGUGGCCCUGCUUCGAGCGUCAUACAACACAGCCUCUCGGGCAUGUCUACCAUACCAUACCGAUACUUUCUUGCCCAACGCCAUUGGUAUCCUGGUGUCAGACACUAUGCUACUCGCUCUGAUGCUGGCUGGCAUACUGCGUGUGCGGCGAGAUGCGAUGAAGCGUGGCAUCUCUGACAUCCUCUACCGGCAGGCGAUUGUAUGGUUAAUCGUAGCUAUACUCGCGGAAGUACCUGUUGUCAUCUUUGCAAUCUUGGAUCUGAAUGACCCACUUAUCGUCAUGUUUCAACCUAUUGAAUUGGUGUCCUUAGUAAUAUGCGCGGGACAUAUGUAUAGGGCCUUACUGGACUAUGUUUACGAGCCUAGCACUAGCAUUCCCUUGAUAAAACUAGCCUCCACACAGCCUCAUAUCUAG
Messenger RNA from Peniophora sp. CBMAI 1063, 822 nucleotides. The record is from the annotation of a GenBank genome assembly. NCBI's taxonomy places the organism in Eukaryota, Fungi, Basidiomycota, Agaricomycetes, Russulales, Peniophoraceae.